This is a messenger RNA of Pseudogymnoascus verrucosus, 1012 nucleotides long. It is a transcript of the gene RIB5, whose product is annotated as Riboflavin synthase alpha chain. Lineage: Eukaryota; Fungi; Ascomycota; Leotiomycetes; Thelebolales; Thelebolaceae. Gene Ontology annotation, molecular function: riboflavin synthase activity. The record is from RefSeq and is a predicted model, not a curated record. Gene Ontology annotation, biological process: riboflavin biosynthetic process. The transcript has 2 exons. The coding region runs from base 55 to 747 and encodes 230 amino acids.
AAACCCCAUUACCAAGCUCAACAGACACUCCAAAAUACCCUCUCCCCAGCCAAGAUGUUCACCGGCAUCGUCGAAAUCCUCGGAGUUGUCUCCUCUCUCAACCCCUCCGAUGCAUCCGGCGGCACCACGCUCGUAAUCUCCAACGCCGCCCCCGUGCUCAUCGACUGCCAUGAUGGCGACUCCAUAAGCGUCAACGGCACCUGCCUCACCGUAACCGCCUUCACAGACUCCACCUUCACCGUCGGCGUCGCGCCCGAAACCCUGCGCCGCACGAACCUCGGCUCGCUGGCGCAGGGUGACUCUGUCAACCUCGAGCGCGCCGUCUCGUCACACACGCGCAUGGGCGGACAUUUCGUGCAGGGACACGUUGACACCGUUGCGACUAUCGAUGCGAAGACCCCGGAUGGAGAGGCGGUGACGUUCAGGCUGAGACCGAGGGAUAAGGAGGUGAUGAAGUAUAUUGUUGAGAAAGGGUUUGUGGCGCUGGAUGGGGCGAGCUUGACGAUCACGAAGGUGGAUGAUGUGGAGGGCUGGUUUGAGGUCAUGCUCAUUGCGUAUACGCAGACGCGGGUUGUGACGGCGGCGAAGCCGGUGGGUGGGGAUGUGAAUGUGGAGGUUGAUAUGAUGGGGAAGUAUGCGGCGAAGAGUGUGGAGGGAUACUUUGAGGGAGGGGGUGUGCCGGAGGCAUUGCAAAAGUUGAUUGAGAAGAUUGUGGAGGAUAAGUUGGCGGCUUUGCAGGCAAAAUAGAGGAAUACUCAAUUGGCACCUUAAGAUGGUGGUCCUGUUGCAGUGGUCCUGUUGCAGAAGCCAUGAAACGUAAAUUCACAAUCGCUCUCAUCACCAAGCUAACGGGGACCCUUCCCGUCUUCAAUAGUAUCAGACUGAGUUUUGGUCUGCUAUUUGGUCAGCUACUGUUAAGAGUGGAGCUACAUCACGCUGAAAUUUAAGAUGUAUGUCGAAAUUGAUAGAUUUUAUUUUAUGAGUAAUUUAAUAGACAAAUAAAAUAUUAUCC